ACUUCCGGCCGGUGCGGCCUGGCGGCGCGGCCCGUUGUCCCGCAGCCAUGGAGAUGCCGCUGCCGCCCGACGACCAGGAGCUGCGGAAUGUCAUCGACAAGCUGGCGCAGUUCGUGGCGCGGAACGGGCCCGAGUUCGAGAAGAUGACGAUGGAGAAGCAGAAGGAGAACCCCAAAUUCUCCUUCCUCUUCGGGGGCGACUUCUACGGUUACUACAAGUACAAGCUGGCCCUGGAGCAGCAGCAGCUGUUGUGCAAGCAAAGUCAGGAUAUCGAGGCUACCACACAGAUCCAGCCCCUGCCUCAACCGACCCUCCCACCGCCGGCGGCGCCAAUCCCAGCUCCUCAGGGCACUCCUUCCGUGGAGGAGCUGAUCCAGCAGAGUCAGUGGAACCUGCAGCAGCAGGAGCAGCAUCUCCUUGCUAUGAGACAGGAACAAGUCACAUCAGCAGUAGCCCUUGCAAUUGAGCAACAAAUGCAGAAGGUUUUGGAGGAAACCCAAUUAGAUAUGAAUGAAUUUGACAACUUGUUGCAGCCAAUCAUUGACACUUGUACAAAAGAUGCCAUCUCAGCUGGCAAGAACUGGAUGUUCAGCAACGCCAAGUCCCCGGCGCACUGCGAGCUGAUGGCCGGGCACCUGCGCAACCGCAUCACGGCCGACGGGGCUCACUUCGAGCUGCGCCUCCACCUCAUCUACCUGAUCAACGACGUGCUGCACCACUGCCAACGGAAACAAGCACGAGAUCUUCUGGCUGCUUUGCAGAAGGUGGUUGUGCCUAUUUAUUGUACCAGUUUUCUAGCAGUGGAGGAGGAUAAGCAACAGAAAAUUGCCAGACUCCUUCAACUAUGGGAGAAAAAUGGGUACUUUGAUGAGUCAAUCAUUCAGCAGUUACAGAGCCCAGCUCUUGGACUCGGCCAGUACCAGGCCAAUCUGAUCACUGAGUAUGCCACAGUAGUACAGCCUGUACAGGUCGCCUUCCAACAGCAGAUACAGAACCUGAAAACCCAACAUGAAGAGUUUGUUAAUAGUUUAACACAGCAGCAGCAGCAGCAGCAAAUACAAAUCCCACCACUAGAGAACGAGGUGAAAUCAACGCCCCCUCCUCAAGCCCCCACAGCAGCACCAGCCUCUGCUCCACCAUCUGCUCCUGUUACACAAGCAGAUGAUGGUAAAUCUCAGCUGCCUCUCCCUGGAUCUACAGAGUAUGACACAUCAGGGUCUGGAGUGCAGGAUCCUGCCUCUGGUGGCCCACGUGGCCCUGGAUCUCAUGAUCAGAUUCCUCCAAAUAAACCACCCUGGUUUGACCAGCCUCACCCUGUUGCACCGUGGGGUCAGCAACAGGGACCACCUCAUUGUCCUCCCUGGAAUAACAACCACGAGGGAAUGUGGAACGAACAGAGAGAUCAAGGCUGGAACAACCAGCGAGAGACCCCGUGGAACAACCAGCCCGAUCCCUCUUGGAACAACCAGUUUGAAGCCCCGUGGAACAACCAGCAUGAACAACCUCCAUGGGGUGGGGGUCAAAGGGAACCUCCAUUUCGAAUGCAGCGGCCACCUCACUUCAGAGGCCCAUUUCCUCCACAUCAGCAACAUCCCCAAUUCAACCAGCCCCCGCAUCCGCAUAAUUUCAACCGCUUUCCACCUCGCUUCAUGCAGGAUGAUUUUCCACCUCGCCAUCCCUUUGAAAGGCCUCCUUAUCCUCAUCGUUUUGAUUACCCCCAGGGGGAUUUUCCUCAAGAAAUUGGACCUCCUCAUCAUCACCCUGGUCACAGAUUGCCUCACCCUGGAAUCAGUGAGCACCCUCCCUGGGGAGGGCCCCAGCACCCUGAUUUUGGGCCUCCCCCCCAUGGAUUUAACGGGCAGCCUCCUCACAUGCGGCGCCAAGGGCCCCCUCACAUGAACCACGACGAUCCCAGCCUGGUGCCAAAUGUUCCCUACUUUGAUCUUCCUGCUGGACUGAUGGCUCCACUUGUAAAACUUGAAGAUCAUGAGUAUAAACCUUUAGAUCCUAAAGAUAUUCGUCUUCCACCUCCAAUGCCCCCCAGUGAGAGGCUGCUGGCUGCAGUUGAGGCAUUUUAUAGCCCACCAUCUCAUGACAGGCCAAGAAACAGUGAGGGCUGGGAGCAGAAUGGACUGUACGAGUUCUUCAGAGCUAAAAUGAGAGCGAGGCGGAGGAAAGGUCAGGAGAAGAGAAAUAGUGGCCCUUCCCGCUCCCGCAGUCGCUCCAAGAGCCGAGGUCGCUCCUCCUCCCGCUCCAAUUCCCGCUCUUCAAAAUCAUCCGGCUCCUACUCCAGGUCCCGCUCCCGCUCCUGCUCCCGCUCACGAUCCUACUCCCGCUCUCAGUCCAGGAGCCGGAGCAGGUCCCGCUCCUCUCACAGCCGCUCCCGAUCGCGGUCACGGUCGAGAUCCAAAUCCUACUCGCCAGGCAGGCGGCGCCGCUCCCGCUCUCGCAGCCCCACUCCUCCUUCUUCUGCUGGUUUGGGCUCCAGUUCCGGGCCUCCUAUACCAGAGUCAAGACUUGGAGAAGAAAAUAAAGGCCAUCAAAUGCUAGUGAAAAUGGGCUGGAGUGGAUCUGGUGGACUGGGAGCUAAGGAACAAGGAAUUCAGGAUCCAAUUAAAGGAGGGGAUAUCCGAGACAAAUGGGAUCAAUACAAAGGAGUGGGAGUUGCCUUAGAUGACCCUUAUGAAAACUACCGAAGGAAUAAAAGUUACUCGUUCAUCGCACGCAUGAAGGCCAGAGAUGAAUUGAAGCGUGAAACGCAAGACCCUCCACCACCUGAAUAAGACUCUCUGAAGAAAGAUGUCUUGCAUCUCCUACAAAACAUUAAACUUGUAAAAAUCCGGAUUAAAGUCUGGAGGAAGUGACAAAUGAAUUUACUUUUUAAACUCUGGUGAAAAAUGGAAAGCUAUGACAUGUACUUCCACACUUGUCAUUUAGUGUUUUAAAAAAAAAGGCCACUCCUAACUGACAUGUCUAGCAAGUUUAAGAAUUUCCAUUUAUUUUGCAAAAUUUUUUAAUUAGUUACCCAUUUUAUACUAGAAUGAACCCCCAGUCAAGCUAUCCCUGGUGUAGGUUUGUGAUUCAUUCAUUCCUGUGGAAUACAGACAUUAUCUGAUGUGGUUCUAUGUUCUCUAGUUCCAUAAUGUAUGUUUAUUUCUCUCAAAAGGUUAAUUCUAUUUGAAGUGGAGGGGUGCUGCCUUGGGAUCAAGUCAGACUGAUGCUGAGCAGUGUAUCCUAAUGUCUAAAUGGGGAAUGAAGCAUCUAGUUCCAGUACAGGUGACCUCUGAGCACUGUGCAAGCUUGUUAGAACCUACCAUACAACUUAACACCCCUACACACCAGCUGCUGCAGUCACAACUCUGGUCAGAACACGAGGGUUCACUCUUGUAGCUUUUGGAGCGCUCUGAGGGAUGUUCAAUGCUUUGUAAUGGGAGACAUUCUUUAAGCUUUUUAUAUUUUUGUAUAUACCCUUUAAUAAAAGCUAAUUAGUUGAA
Apus apus (common swift) is the source of this 3494-nucleotide messenger RNA. It is a transcript of the gene CHERP, whose product is annotated as calcium homeostasis endoplasmic reticulum protein. The transcript has 18 exons. Gene Ontology annotation, molecular function: RNA binding. Gene Ontology annotation, biological process: intracellular calcium ion homeostasis; RNA processing. Lineage: Eukaryota; Metazoa; Chordata; Aves; Apodiformes; Apodidae. The record is from RefSeq and is a predicted model, not a curated record. The coding region runs from base 48 to 2783 and encodes 911 amino acids. Gene Ontology annotation, cellular component: perinuclear region of cytoplasm.